AUGUCCAAACCAAGAGUCGUCUGCCUGGGUACCCCCAAAUAUAUCCCCACCAACUAUCUCACCCAGUUCAGCGCCGAGUUCAACUUCUCCGUCCUCGCCGCUACAAACCGCAUCGAAACAAAGGCCCUAUUACCAAAGGACAUCGCGGCCAAUGGCCCCAUCCGUGCUCUUAUUAUUCGCAUGGGAACUCCGCCCUACGAACCAUUCGACGCUGACCUGCUGGCCGCACUGACGCCUCACUGCCGUAUCAUCGUUUCCGCGAGUGCGGGGUACAAUGAGUUCGACGUCGAGUGGAUGGCAAGCCAGAGCAUCUGGUUCUGCAAUACGGUGGAUGCCGUCGCAGAGGCUACGGCUGAUAUGGCUAUUUUCCUGUUGCUUGCUGUGUUAAGGAACACCAGCGUUGCUGAGCGACGAGUCCGUGCUGGACUGUGGAGGAGCGCCGAGCUGGUUCCGGCAAGAGAUCCUUCUGGCUUAACAUUGGGCAUCGUUGGUCUUGGGGCUAUUGGGAAGUAUCUCGCCAAGAAAGCAACGGUCUUCAACCUGAAAACCUGCUAUUAUAACCGUCGCCGGCUUUCGCCAGAGAUAGAAAGCCAGUACGGUCUUACAUAUUGCAACUCGCUCCAUGAGCUCCUCGCAGUAUCUGAUAUUGUCUCCAUUAACUGCCCGCUAAACGACAAGACAACGGGCUUGAUUGGCCCUGCUGAAUUCGCCGUUAUGAAAGACGGUGUCUUCGUCAUCAAUACGGCCCGAGGAGCUGUAAUUGAUGAGGUCGCGCUUAUUUCAGCUCUUGAGUCUGGGAAGGUUGCUCGUGCGGGACUAGAUGUGUUCCCGGAUGAGCCUAAGGUGAAUCCUUACUUCCUUGAGAGCGACAAGGUCGUGGUGCAGCCGCAUCUGGGCGGCUUGACGGAUGUGGCCUUUCAGAGGGCGGAGGUAGAGAGUUUGGAGAAUAUUAGGGCGUUAUUUCGAGAUGGAAGACCAUUGUCUCCGGUUGUUGAUUUAGGUGGGAGAUGA
This is a messenger RNA of Aspergillus ibericus CBS 121593, 1011 nucleotides long. Its product is annotated as D-mandelate dehydrogenase-like dehydrogenase. Gene Ontology annotation, molecular function: glyoxylate reductase (NADPH) activity; hydroxypyruvate reductase [NAD(P)H] activity; NAD binding. Bases 1 to 1011 code for a protein of 336 amino acids. The transcript is spliced from 2 exons. Gene Ontology annotation, cellular component: cytosol. The record is from RefSeq and is a predicted model, not a curated record. Lineage: Eukaryota; Fungi; Ascomycota; Eurotiomycetes; Eurotiales; Aspergillaceae.